Molecule: messenger RNA, 549 nt
Organism: Paramecium tetraurelia
Lineage: Eukaryota; Ciliophora; Oligohymenophorea; Peniculida; Parameciidae
Exons: 3
Source: RefSeq, a predicted model, not a curated record
AUGUCUUUGAAAAAAAGUUCAAAUCAAUCUUCAGGUCCUAAAUUCGUAAAAGAUAAUAGUUAUAAAUCUAGAUCAGAACACAAUCAAUCAUUUGAUGGUUCAUAUUGCAAUAAUUAUACAACAAUAAUGAGUAACAAGAGCAGAUAAAAAAGUUAUAGUUAGCAAAGCAACAUUUUAGAUGAGUUAGAAGAGGAGUAAUUUCCAAAUUAGAUUAAUGUUACAAUUCAAAAAAGAUAAUUUGAAUUAGCCUUAUAGAACGAACUUCAAAAAUUUUUAUCAAAAAUUAUUGCUGGAUAAUAAUUUUCGAUUGAAGACUGUUAGAUUAUCAUAAAAGCUAUAGAUGAAUGUAUUUCAGAAAGCAUUCAAACUUUAAAAUUGAAAGAGGCUGAAAUAAAAACCAUCAAAUAGAGUUAUGAAAUGAAAAUAAAUCAAUACGAAAAUACCAUAUUAGCACUAGAAAAUGAAAAUUUAGGAAUUAAAACAUAUGAUAACAUUAAAUCCUAACGAUUCUAUAAAUUUCAAAUUAUCAUAGUUAGAAUAAGAAAAUGA